Achroia grisella is the source of this 1518-nucleotide messenger RNA. RefSeq names its product plasma membrane ascorbate-dependent reductase CYBRD1-like (gene nemy). The transcript has 6 exons. Gene Ontology annotation, molecular function: oxidoreductase activity. NCBI's taxonomy places the organism in Eukaryota, Metazoa, Arthropoda, Insecta, Lepidoptera, Pyralidae. The record is from RefSeq and is a predicted model, not a curated record. The coding region runs from base 276 to 1190 and encodes 304 amino acids.
CCGCGCUGUCGAUUGUACACGUCGCCUCUUCACUGCAUCCACCUAUACAGUCCUGAAGUUCGUCCGGAACUAAUCCCAGAACUCGCCAGUGCUUUAUCGGAAAACUGGAUCGAAUUUAUCUGUGCUGUGGUAACACUGUGAGCGAGUGAAGUGCAAGUGUUUGCUCCAGUCGCGUUUGUGAUCUUUAACUUUUUGUGAGCUUGUACCUCCGGUGUAACCGGGGGUGUAAACGAGCAAUCAAAAUAGCCAAAGUGUCUCCCAUAAAGUUGUCGGCUAUGGACAGCAACUCGGUGUCACCGAUGCCGGAGCUGGCCCCGAUAGCUGAGUUUGAUAAGUCGCCUCCUUCGCCUCCUAACGAGGAGGUGCCUAUGGAUGACCUUCCGCCUCCUCCUGCCACCAUCUCUCAAUCGGAAGGCAAGAAAAUUAAAGUUCAACGCACCCGUUCGUAUGAAUCGGACGACCAUGAAAGAGGGGCCUGCGAGUGGUGCGAAUAUGCGCUGGUCAUUACGCUGGCCACCAUCUUGCUCAUCGGCGUGUCCGCCCUCACCAUCUUCUGGGUGUUCUACUACCGCGGCGGUUAUGCUUGGGCGGACGAGAACCCUGCCAAGCAGUUCAAUUUGCAUCCAACACUUAUGGUGGGCGGAUUCAUCACCUUCAGUGGAUUUUCGGUGUUGCUGUACCGUAUCUGCCGAUGCUUCAGACGCAUCUACGUGAAGCUGUUGCACGCGAUCUUCCAUGCGUUAGCCUUCCCCUGCAUCGUGAUUGGAUUCCUCGCCGUGUUCGAUUACCACAACAAAUCCGGGAUCAACAAUUUUUACUCGCUACACAGCUGGAUUGGCUUGGUUGCUAUGGGACUGUUUGGAAUUCAGUACGCAGUCGGCUUCUUCAGUUUUCUCCUACUGUUGAUCUGCAACAAAGGCACAGCUAAUUUCCGUGCUUCUCUGGUCCCGGUGCACGCUGCCUUUGGUAUUCUGACCUUCGUGCUUGGUGUUGCGGCCUGCCUCACUGGCCUUACAGAGAAGGCGCUCUUCGAUAUUGGGGCAGAGAAAUACUCGUCGAUGACCGAGGAGUCCAUCGUGGUGAACGCCAUUGGCAUGUCGAUUGUGGCCGUCGCUGUGGUGGUGAUGUUCACGGUCCGCGGGACCGGCGGCUACCGUCUACGCAAGGUCGCUGCCCAGCACCCGAGCUAAACUUUUAACAGUCAACGACUUCACCAUAGCAAUAACAGUUCGAUGACAAACCAGGCUCGUAUUUUAUCAAAUUAGGUAUUAUUUUACAAAAGUCCAUUUCACUGUUUAAUGCAUUUAUAUUAUUUUGUUUGAGUCGCGAUUUCAUCGCUGAACAGUCAACAGUAGGCUUCCAAGCUAAAUCCAAACUCUAUUCAAUACUUGAUAAUGCCUCGUUCUGAGGCUGUGUCGCAAUAUGGGUGUCAACUCAAUAAUGGUCGGAAUUUAAUUGCUAUUAGAGAAUGUCAUAACGGAAGUCAAGCUACCGCAUUCAAUAUUUGUGAUCUCACAC